AUGAUGACGAUGAUGCCCGGUCUGGUGACCGUGUACUCGAACCUGGUGCAUCCCGCGGCUGCGCUUCACUCCCCCUCGCCGCCCGCUUCGCACGCGCACUCGGAGUUCCGGGCGCGCUCCGGGUUCCUGGUGGAGGACCUGUUGCGCAUCAGCUCUUCUUCUGCUUCCCCUGUUUCCUCCACCAUCACUCUGUCCGAGCCGCCCAUGGCUGGAUUUUCUUCUCCAAAAACUCCGAGCAAAGAGCAGACAAACCUCAAAUUCGGUGUUAAUGCCAUCCUGGCGCACACACCCAGAAAGCUGUCAGUUCCUCGUCCUGUUCCUGAAGUUCACCCUAAAGCCCUGACUGUUCCAUAUUUCGAUGGAUCCUUCUAUCCGUUCCUUCGCUCGUCUUACUUCCCCGGUUCAUCCUCCGUGGUCCCUGUUCCUGGGACGUUCUCAUGGCCGUUGGCCUCCAGAGGGAAACCGAGGAGAGGGAUGCUGCGCAGGGCUGUGUUCUCCGACGUGCAGCGGAAAGCUCUGGAGAAAAUGUUCCUAAAACAAAAGUACAUCAGCAAACCAGACCGCAAAAAACUCGCCACCAAACUGGGCCUUAAAGAUUCUCAGGUGAAGAUCUGGUUUCAGAACCGCCGGAUGAAGUGGAGGAACUCUAAGGAACGCGAGCUGCUGUCAUCUGGAGGCUGCAGGGAGCAGACGCUGCCCACACGGACCAACCCUCAUCCUGACCUGAGUGACGUGCGGGAUAAACCAUCAUGCCAUGGGGAGGGGGAUGAGGAGGAUGGAGUGAGGAGCGUACACACUACACACUCGUACCCUUCACCGAAGUCUGAGUGCUCACACCGUACCAUGUCCUCACCAUCGAGCAAACACUCAGACUCUUCUGACUCGGAGGACGAGAUCAUGGUUUCAUAACCUUUAUUAAAAAUACUGUGUGUGUGUUUGUGUAGGAUCUCGUUAUCAGCACAUGCAUGGUUUAACGUUCUUGCUGUGUUGCACAGCGGUUUAGGAACUGUACAGUAUUUUGUACAAAUAUUUUUGUAUGGAUAUUUUAUACCAACAAUGUUGAGUUACAUACACUUAUAUUUCACAUAGAUAUUUUUAU
This is a messenger RNA of Neoarius graeffei (lesser salmon catfish), 1099 nucleotides long. RefSeq names its product developing brain homeobox 1a (gene dbx1a). The record is from RefSeq and is a predicted model, not a curated record. The transcript is spliced from 4 exons. Gene Ontology annotation, molecular function: DNA binding; DNA-binding transcription factor activity, RNA polymerase II-specific. Bases 1 to 909 code for a protein of 302 amino acids. Lineage: Eukaryota; Metazoa; Chordata; Actinopteri; Siluriformes; Ariidae. Gene Ontology annotation, biological process: regulation of transcription by RNA polymerase II; cell differentiation in spinal cord.